Molecule: messenger RNA, 1578 nt
Organism: Fusarium verticillioides 7600
Lineage: Eukaryota; Fungi; Ascomycota; Sordariomycetes; Hypocreales; Nectriaceae
Exons: 3
Coding region: 1-1578 (525 amino acids)
Source: RefSeq, a predicted model, not a curated record
AUGUCGUGCGCGUUGCGACUCCCGACUAUUCGGGUAAUUGCAAACCAAGCAAAUGUCGAACUUUCAGCUUCAGCAUCGAUUAAUAUUGAUGCCCCUGAUGGUGCACCGCAUUUUGCAACGAUCAGAGAUCUCUCCUCGGCAGUGGAAGAUUCUCAUCUUUGGAUUGCUCGGUCCGGCGCUUGUUGCCUUGAGGUUUCUAUUGCACUCAAUGGCUAUCCGAUCCUUGAGACGGAAAGUCUCGAUGCCAUUGCCCAGGCAGUCCGCGGUUGCGAGGUUUGGGACUGCCUGGGCGUUCAUCUUGGACCCAACCGGACAUAUCCAGUUCAGCAGCCUGGACUUCUAUCUUUCUCACUCCAGCACCCAGAUCUCUCAUCGGCUCUCGUUGCCCCAGUUUCCACCUAUACCACUGCAUUUCGAAAACUAAUGUUAUCGAUCGAUGUGCGCAACGUCUCUCAAGAAGAACAUCCGAGAAAAUGUUUAAAGACGAUUAAGCGGCGGAAAAAGAGGGUCAAGCAGAAGAAAAAGGUCGGAGGCCGUAUCGAGAGCAAUCUGCUAAGCACUCUGGACCUGGUCGACCAACAAGCUAUUGACAACUUCAUGUUCAGUCUCAACUCCCCUUGCGAAGAAAGGAGCGGGAUUACUUCGCAGACUCUCUCCCGGGAGGAUGCAGUUAAUGACAUCAAGGUGUUGAAAGGCCUGCAGUCAUCGUCCCUAAUCGAAAUUCUCUUUGAGCAGUUGAUGCUGGCGCCUGAGAAGUCGUACAGGGGCUACCAAGUCUGGGGAUGCGGAGUUUGUUGCUGCCUCACCAAGCUUGCGCCGGGAGUAUUUCAUAUGCCUUAUCUCAAGAGCAUAUUGGACCACGCCGAACUACUACCCACCAUUGCCACAUCCUUAGCAAGUAUGCAGCAUGCCGAAUCCCCGGUGCUCAGACAGCAAGUGACUGAUCUAGCAUCGGGCUACGAGGCUUAUUCUCACCCCCAGAGUGGAAAAGACGACUCUGUGGACAUACUGGAGAGAAAGGCAUGGGAAGUACUUCUUCGACAUGUCAAUGUGCCUCCAUCAACAAAUAGGAGAACGAUGGAAAGAAUCAUGUUCCCGACUCGAAAUUCUCGCAUUUCGGGUCGAGGGUUUGUUGUUCCUGGAUUACAGCCGCCAAUUGAAUCGGUGGAUAGAAAGGCGCCAGAAUCAGGGGAAUGCGUGCAUAAAAAAAGUCAGAGCAUUCCAACGAUGGAUGUAAGCUGGGACAUCAUGGAUGGGUACCUCGACAUUAAGAAUGAUAAGGAGCAUCAUGAAGCAAUAACUGAUUUGAGUCUCGAAGUUCUCGGAAUUGAUCAAGAUCUACGGAGCAAUGCUACAAACAGCCCAACCUCCAUAGGCUGGCCUGAGCCAUGGCUUGGUGAAGCUGGUCAGCUUGGAACUGGUUUUGACACAAUGGAAUUUAUGAAUGAGAUGCCACUUGAGCAAGCUUGGAUGAGACAGAAUAUUGACUUUGCAAGACGAGAGACAAGAGUCGACCCAGCAAACUUCCCGAGUCUGGACCACUGGCUGAUCUGCAACAGCCAGUGUAACUUAGACUAA